GUACUCUGUAAUAUAGACAUAGAGUUCGUAUAUUACACUCUGCUCUCUGCAUCAAUAACGUAAAACAGAAACAUAACAUUGUAACCUGCGGUAAAAUUUUUCGUUAACAAACAUUGUAAAAUGAAAAUAUAUGUAUAUUGAACUUCAUAAUUAUUGUACACUAAUGGACUUUAAUUACUGUACCAUUUUCGGCAUACUAAUUGUUACAGUCAUAUAAAAGCGUAAUUGAAGUGUUGUAUAAGAAUUGCAGUAAAAUCGUGUUAUCCAUUUUUUGAAGAUACGUUCAUUUUACGAAAAACUUCGUUCGCCGUUGUUUACGAUUAUUUUGUACAAACAAGUGGUAAAAAAUGGUAGUGCUUAGCAAUUUUCUUGCGCCACAGAAAGGAAUACAUCAUGAAGAGCAAAAUACCACUGUGUACAUUAAUGAUAGAGAGGUGGGAAAAGGAACUCUGUAUAUUACAGAGAGCUUGCUUUCUUGGGUGAACUAUGAUACACAACAAGGAUUUUCACUUGAAUAUCCUCAUAUAUCUUUACAUGCCAUAUCAAGAGAUGAACAAGUACAUCCAAGACAAUGUCUAUAUAUUAUGGUUGAUGCAAAAGUAGACCUUCCAGAUGUGCCAUUACCACCAUCCUCUGAAAGUGGUUCAGAAAAUGAAGACGAAGAUGCAGACACCCCCAUCACAGAAAUGAGAUUUGCUCCUGAUAAUACAAAUAACUUGGAAGCAAUGUUUCAAGCAAUGAAUCAGUGUCAAGCACUUCAUCCUGAUCCACAAGAUAGUUUUUCAGAUGCUGAAGAAGAUAUUUAUGAAGAUGCAGAAGAAGAUGAUUUUGAAAAUUAUGAAGUUGGUGCUGGAGAUGCUCCUUAUAUUUUACCAACAGAACAAAUAGGUACCAAUCACAAUGGCACAGAAGCAGACGAAGCUAUGGAGAUAGAAGCAGGUCAAUUUGAAGAUGCAGAGGAAGAUCCAUAAAGUAUGAUGACAACAUCAAAAUGCAGAUAUGCAUUUAGUAUUAAUUUAUAAUUACCAGAAUCAUAUAUUAUGGUAGAUAUGUGAUAUUAUGACAGACUGUAUAACAGAGCUGUAUCAAACAUAAAAAACACCUAACAUUUAUUUAUAUUCAUUUUGUACACGGUAAUAAUUUCUUAGGUAAAAAUAAAUAAUUGCAUAUCAAACUCAA
Messenger RNA from Hylaeus volcanicus, 1179 nucleotides. RefSeq names its product methylosome subunit pICln (gene icln). Bases 348 to 971 code for a protein of 207 amino acids. NCBI's taxonomy places the organism in Eukaryota, Metazoa, Arthropoda, Insecta, Hymenoptera, Colletidae. Gene Ontology annotation, cellular component: cytosol; plasma membrane; spliceosomal complex. The record is from RefSeq and is a predicted model, not a curated record. The transcript is spliced from 6 exons. Gene Ontology annotation, biological process: spliceosomal snRNP assembly; cell volume homeostasis; chloride transport.